AAGUCGAAGUAACCCUGCACGUUGCCUCGGCGUGUUUUAGCCCUAUGUCAUGGGUAACGAAAGACCGGACGCUCAGACAUGUCAGGCAGAAUACUUGGCCGCCAGAUUCUCUGCGCAAACGUGCAUUCAAUGCACAGAAACCAGAUCCUGACGCACUCAAGGGUAGUCAGGCUCUGGGUUAUGAUCAAUCUUCCUUCGUUUUGGCGCCUUCAAGGCCGUGCAACCAGCGAGAACCAUCUCAACACUCGAAAACUGCUUCUUCAACGCCUCGUUUUCUUCCUCAAGCUGUCGAAUGCGCUUCCGCGAUGCAGAUUCCGAAUUCUCAUCAGACUCGGCGGGCCUGCUAGCAGUGGGCUUCAUCGACCGCAUCUGCACAUCAAUGCUCGCAAUCCAGGCAUCCCUUUC
Mycena citricolor is the source of this 405-nucleotide messenger RNA. The record is from the annotation of a GenBank genome assembly. NCBI's taxonomy places the organism in Eukaryota, Fungi, Basidiomycota, Agaricomycetes, Agaricales, Mycenaceae.